Messenger RNA from Varanus komodoensis (Komodo dragon), 576 nucleotides. RefSeq names its product macrophage migration inhibitory factor (gene MIF). The record is from RefSeq and is a predicted model, not a curated record. Lineage: Eukaryota; Metazoa; Chordata; Lepidosauria; Squamata; Varanidae. The transcript is spliced from 3 exons. Gene Ontology annotation, molecular function: phenylpyruvate tautomerase activity; cytokine activity. The coding region runs from base 76 to 423 and encodes 115 amino acids.
CUGCGCAGCAGCCCGCCAAGCAGACCUGCCGCCCGACGCGCCAGGAGCGGUCCGUGCUGCGCGCUCGCUGCAGCCAUGCCGAUGCUCGUGGUGAACACGAACGUGAGCCGGGACGCCGUGCCCCAGGGCCUGCUCGGCGAGCUCACGCAGCAGCUGUCCAAGGCCACCGGCAAGCCCGCCCAGUACAUUGCCAUCCACAUUGUGGCUGACCAGCUGAUGGCCUUUGGGGGUUCCUCUGAUCCAUGUGCCCUUUGUAGCCUACACAGCAUUGGCAAGAUAGGUGGGCAGCAAAACAAGACCUACACGAAGCUACUAUGUGACCUGUUUACUAAACACCUGCAUAUACCUGCUGACAGGGUCUACAUCAACUAUUAUGACAUGAAUGCUGCAAAUGUUGGAUGGAAUGGGUCCACCUUUGCCUAGCAGCCCCACUUACGAAUGGAGGCCCUGUGAGCCCGCUGUCACUUGUGCCCUUCAGUGACCACAGCCACUUUUCUCUCCGAAUAGUUCUUGCAUGUGCUGCUGUAGUAAUGCCCCUUCAUCUAGCUGAAAGACAAAUAAAAACAUAGAAGCAAA